CUCAAAUUCACACUAAGCAAGAGUUACAUUUCCCUUAAAAUUAAUUAAGCUGCCUAGCUAGCUAGCCAAUAAACAUGGCAUGGUCAACCUCUUCCUCUACUCCUCAACAAACGCAUGAAGUAUUUCUUAGCUUUAGAGGCGAGGAUACCCGCUACAACUUCACUAGCCAUCUCCACGCCACUUUGACUAGACUUGAAGUCGGAACAUAUAUAGACUACAAUCUUCAAAGAGGGGAUGAGAUAUCGUCCUCGCUUCUUAGGGCCAUUGAGGAGGCACAACUUUCCGUCGUUGUUUUUUCCAAAAACUACGGAAACUCUAAGUGGUGUUUAGACGAGCUUGUGAAAAUACUUGAAUGUAAGAAGAUGAAGGGGCAAAUUGUUUUGCCUAUUUUUUAUGAUAUUGAAGCCUCCCAUGUGCGCAACCAAACGGGAAGUUAUGAGGAGGCAUUCGUUAAACAUGAGGAACGAUUUCAGGGAAAUUUGGCGAAGGUGCAAAAGUGGAGGGAGGCUUUGAGAGAAGCAGCUAAUCUGUCUGGUUGGGUUUGCUCUGUCAACAGGAUGGAAUCUGAACUUCUUGAGAAAAUUGCGAACGAUGUAAUAGAAAAACUAAAUCGAGUAUAUGUCGGUGACUUGGAUCAUAAGAUUGCAAAGUUGGAGCAACUUGCAACGCUCCAAUAUCAAUUCUAUAACAAAGUAGCUGGCCUUGAAAACGUGAACAAAUAUAAUGCAACGGUUCGACGUAUCACUGAACUAAAAAUGGAGAGAAGUAUGCGUUUGUUUCGCUUGUCUCCGGAGUCCGGACAUGCUUUAAAAGGAAAAAGCUAA
Trifolium pratense (red clover) is the source of this 824-nucleotide messenger RNA. RefSeq names its product disease resistance protein RPV1-like. Lineage: Eukaryota; Viridiplantae; Streptophyta; Magnoliopsida; Fabales; Fabaceae. The record is from RefSeq and is a predicted model, not a curated record. Gene Ontology annotation, biological process: signal transduction. The coding region runs from base 75 to 824 and encodes 249 amino acids. The transcript is spliced from 2 exons.